Molecule: messenger RNA, 2127 nt
Organism: Eimeria maxima
Lineage: Eukaryota; Apicomplexa; Conoidasida; Eucoccidiorida; Eimeriidae
Exons: 2
Coding region: 1-2127 (708 amino acids)
Biological process (GO): regulation of transcription by RNA polymerase II
Cellular component (GO): nucleus
Molecular function (GO): transcription cis-regulatory region binding
Source: RefSeq, a predicted model, not a curated record
AUGGGAGUCUGGGGCGGCUCGGCUGCUGCGUUGGCCUCAGCCUUUGCUCCCCCUUUUGUGGGGAAUGCCUACAGUGCGGCUGUGUUGCUGCUGCUGCUGCUGCAGGCGCAACAGGUGUUACAGGUUGUUGCUGCUGAGGUAGGGACAGACACUUCACAGGAAAAUGCAGCUAAUCAGGGGUCAGGGAUAACUGGUCCGUCGUCCUCCUCAAGUAAGGAGGUAAGACAGCAGCACGCUCUCCCAUCCGAAGCAAAAGACGUCUUAUUUGCUGCUGCUGCUGCUGGUGCUGAGGCAUCUGAAGAUAUUGCAACAGCAGCAGGGGCCCCUGGGGCCCAACAAGAAGAAGACCUUGUCCGGUGGGGGGGCAGCUCCGUCGGGGGGUCCCUCAGCAACUCCCAUAGGUACAGUUUCUUCAGCGGGAGGCCCUCAUGCCCCUCAAGAAAUCCGGAGGCACAAGAAAAAAGGAUGAGAGCUGCUGCAGCUGCAGGCGCUGCUCUGCUGCAGAGUCAUUUUGUGCAUCAGGAAAGGUGGCUGCUGCUGCAGCGUAGCAAGCAGAAAAAGCUCGAAGCUGCUCAGCAGCAAGCACAGCAGCCACAGCAACAACUCCAGCAGCAACAACAGCGGCAACAACCGCAGCAGCAGCUGCAGCAGCAGCAUCAGGUUCCAUCAGCUGGCGGUGUCCAAGAAGAAGGGACUAGGUUAGGUGUCCCCCGAGAGCAGAAGGUUGGCACAUCAAUGAAGGACGUUUUGGUGCCUGUUGCUGCUUCUUCUGCUGCAGCUGCAACUGCAGCUGCUGGUUCUUUGGCUGCUAAGAGAAGCGAAAAGGAGACAGGGCAGAGGGCCCCACAGGUCGCCCCUCCCCCCACGUGCCCUCUGCCUCCGAAGGUGUCUCCUUUCUUUCUCCCGUCUCUUGGGGAGCCCCUCAGUCCCUUGGAGACACCUCAGGUAGGAGACACCUCCUUGCAGGUGGCUAUGGAUGAGAAGGUGUAUAGGGAGGCACUAGAGGGUACAGGUGCUGCUGCAGUGCCGUCCCCUGCUGCCGCAUUAGAGACAAGAACUCGCAUGCAGCAGCGCAUGCAACAGGAAAACAGGCCCACUGAGGGUAUGGGCUUUCGCAAUGUGUUGGGGGGCUUAGAGGUCACUGCAGAAGAGGGAGAGUGGUUGUGGCCUACAGACUCGUUGCAUGCAAAUCUUUGGGGCUUUUCGAAGACAGAUCCGCAUGAGCAUGCAAGUUGGUUUGUUACAGACAGGAGACAAGGGGCAGCUGUAGGUAUAGGGGACACCCCUGAAUUAACAUGGGUUUUAGGGGCCCCCUUAGAGACUGUCUCCUCUACUCGUUACCCAUCCCCAUCAGAGGUACGAGCAGCCUUAAUGGAGGCCCUUGAGCUAACUUUUCGCAUGCAUGCACAGGACAUUCAAAAAGGGAGUUCUCUUUUGGGGAAUUCCUCUAGAAGGCCUCAUGCAGGGGCCCCGCAUGCAGCAACGCUGCAGUUCAGCUUCGAUGUUGUGCCGCUGCACGAGCAGCGGCUAAUACAUGCAGAGUCCGAGGGGCCCUUGGGCCCCUCACCUAUCGAGUUAGUAGGGGAGCUUCUAGGGGAAACUUUUGCUGCUGCUGUCUUGGAGGUCUUUGAAAGAGACUUGGAGACACCUGCGCAGGCCCAGCUAUCACGAGGAGGCACACGAGAAAUUUCUCUUGUAGAAGGGGGCUUGGGGCUGCAUGCAAAGGGACACGCGGACCAAUGGAUGCGGCGGUUGGUGCUGCCAGAGGAACUAACAAGGAUAGAACUCUUAGCAUUGACGCUACAGGAGCUGAGGCUGCUGCUAGCACUAGAGGAGGAGAUGGGGGGUCCCCAGGCCCCUUUACCCUCAGAGGACUGGGCCCCUGAAGAUAGGGAAGAACGCCUUCAUUUCCUUUGGCCGCCUCAGGAGCUCCACGCGCAUGCAACAGCAAACAGGCAAAACGAGUUGCAGCAGGCUAGCAAGCGGAAGCAGCAGCAAAAGCAGCAGCAGCAAAAGCAGCAGCAGCACCAGCAAGAGCAGCAGGCCGGGGAAGCAGAUGAUGAUUACCUCCUCGAAGAAGAGGAAGCCUUCUGGGAGCUGAUGAUGGCUGAUCCUGGUGAAUGGUAA